UACCCGGAAACAUGUCGACAAAUGUGAUAUUGAUAAUACCGAUGUGUUGUUCGGUACGGAAUGCCGUUGCUUCUUAUUUUAAAUGCUGACUGCUUGACAUUUCGUCCUCGUCUUUAUACACUGUAUGCACAAUGCUGAAAUAUUUAGUAGCUCUUAUUUCAAUGGUCCUGGCCGUAUGGACUGUCCCGGAGUGGCUCACAUUCCCGAUCUACGGCAACGUUGUGAAUGUACUAGAGUCGUGGCUGCAGCUGCAGGUCAGUGAUGUGCCCGCUUCUGCACCGGGUCGCAUGCUGACCGAAGAUGAGCUUUCUUUAUACAACGGAGAAAAGAACAGUAAAGGACUGUACCUGGCGAUUUUAGGACAGGUGUUUGACGUCGAAAAGGGGCGGAAACAUUACGGCCCUGGCGGCGGUUAUCAUUUCUUUACAGGGAAAGACGCAUCAAGGGCGUUCAUUACAGGCGAUUUCACAGAGGCUGGCUUGACUAGCGACGUCUCGGAUUUCACUGACUCACAGAUUGUGGCUCUUUAUGACUGGCUGUCAUUUUAUCAGAAGGACUACACUCCAGUAGGUAAACUGAUAGGCCGAUUCUACACAGAAACCGGGCAGCCCACUGACGCUUUGUUACAUGUUGAGGCUUUCUUGUCUGAGGGGUUGAAGAAAAAGGCCCAGGCUCAGAGUGAGAUGCAACUGUACCCAGCCUGUAACUCGGAGUGGAGCGAAGCCAGUGGGGGACGGGUAUGGUGUUCUACAAUGAGUGGUGGCAUUCAGAGGGACUGGGUUGGAGUACCCAGAAUGCUCUUCUCCCCUGGGUCUGGCCAUUCUCGAUGUGUGUGCAUCCGACUAUCAGAUCCUGUUCACGCAGAGAACCGAAACCUCAGAGAGUACAAAGACUGUGCUCCUCAUGCAGAGUCCUGCCGUAUCACUAAAGACUGAGCUACAAGUCUUCACAACGCUAUAAGAAUCGCUGUAUUUCAUUUCAUUUCAUUUGGAUUUCAAGGACUCUCUACCAUUUUCUUCAGUGUGACAAAGUGUUUUUUGAUGGGUUUAUUAUAGAAAGCACGUUCCUGCUCUUUAUUUGUAUUUGUGUUUCUAAUUUAAUUGCCUCUGAUUUUGUUUUUCACUUCAAAUUUCAUUGCAGUUUGUGGCCAAGUAUAGAGCGUUUGCGCUUAUGUCACAAUUUGGUCAGCUACCUAGAUGCGUGGCCAUAUUGGAGAUACUCGGAUGUAAACAACAGCACAGAUUGUAUGGUUAAUGUACUGCUGAAUACAUUGUUCUGCUCAUUUAUGCUGUCUAAACCAUGGAAAAAAUGUGUGGAAGCUACUAAAUCAUAUAGGGAAGGACUUAGUAAACAGGAAAUGGCACAAUAUUUUGACAAACUAAAGUUAAUAGGUGGUAAAGAUACGUAUGAGCAGUAUUAAUUAAGAUAUUAGCUUAAUAUUUCACCUACCUGACCAUAAAUGAUAAGAACAAACACAAAUGUUAAGAUUCUUGCCCUGGUUCAGUUUGGCCAACCACAGUUUUUUUGCACUCUUCUCCUUGAUUUGUUAUACGUUUUAGCAGUUUAUAGUACUCCAAAUGUUUUUCCUGGUCUGACCGAUCAGUACAGCCCAAAACAUGACAAAAAUUGAUCAUUUCCAGCAGCAAUUAUCAGCUAAAUAUGUGUUUCUCGUUCGGUUCAGUGGCAUUGUUUACAUUCCGUGCUGCCAAUAUAGACGACUAAUGACGCAUUGUGAAAACACUAUACUUAUAUACUUAUUAAGAAUCAAGAUUGUUAAAUAAAAGACAAUUUUAUAGACUUUUUUUCAAUUGUCCUUUAUGUAAAGUUGUCCUCCCUUUCUUGAAAAGGAUACUAGAGGCGGCGACAAGCUAAAUAUCUGAGCAUACAGAUACCAUACAAUGUGCAGAAAGAUUAAACAGAGGCCAAAUUGUAGGUUUGUCACAUAGACAAAAAAGCACAACCUGCAUUAAGUACAAAACAGUUGUAGUGGUCAAAAAUAUCAUACAUUUAUCUGUACAAUUUAACAAUACCAAUAACAGACUGUGGACUUGGCCCUCCCCCC
Molecule: messenger RNA, 2062 nt
Organism: Labeo rohita (rohu)
Lineage: Eukaryota; Metazoa; Chordata; Actinopteri; Cypriniformes; Cyprinidae
Product: neuferricin
Exons: 4
Coding region: 132-935 (267 amino acids)
Cellular component (GO): membrane; endomembrane system
Source: RefSeq, a predicted model, not a curated record